Culex pipiens pallens (northern house mosquito) is the source of this 1377-nucleotide messenger RNA. RefSeq names its product putative odorant-binding protein A10. The coding region runs from base 517 to 885 and encodes 122 amino acids. The record is from RefSeq and is a predicted model, not a curated record. The transcript is spliced from 2 exons. NCBI's taxonomy places the organism in Eukaryota, Metazoa, Arthropoda, Insecta, Diptera, Culicidae.
UCCGAUGUCGACCGUCGUCUGAUUCAGAAGGUUCCACUCUCCUCUGCUAGAUUACAGUUCAGUACGUGAAACACACAGGUCGUCGUCGUGCGUUAACAACCACAUAUCACAUCAGUUCAGUGAGUUCGGCUGUUCCUAAGGAAAGGGAAUCUUAAUCUACAUAUCAGGCUUAAUUCCCUCGAGUGUUGUCACCAUAAUUGGCCAACUUCCGGUCAGUGCCAUAGCCCAGCGUUCGCUCUCUAGUCGGUUCUUCAACUUUAAGAGCUCUUAAGUGUGUGCGGUCUUGUGUGGUGUUCCAAGGAAAUCUCGAAUCCGAUACCAUCAACAACAUAAUCACGCUCUUAAUUCAAUGUGGUCCGGCUAAAGUGGGCGACCCUUGAGCACUCUUCUGUUCAGUGGAUCUUGUGUCGGCGGUUCUUCCCAGAACAUCAAGUUUAGCAAUUGUGGUGUGUGUUUGUGUUUGUGUGUGGGAUUCAGUUCACUGUGCUGCCAAUCAAAAUCCUCCAACGGAAGAAGAUGAGUUCCACGACGUUUUCACGAGUGUCCGCCAGCAGUAGCUGUAGAUUGAUGGCGGUCGGGGUCGCGCUGGCGGUGUUGGUGUUGGUCCUCGGUGGCGGACAGGUCGCGGCCAACGAUACCCAGAAUUUGAACCGGCUGCUCAACAACCAGGUCAUCGUCAGCCGGCAGAUUAUGUGCGUGCUGGAGAAGAGUCCCUGCGAUCAGCUGGGGCGGCAGUUGAAGGCCGCCCUUCCCGAGGUGAUACAGCGCAACUGUCGCAACUGUUCGCCCCAGCAGGCCCAGAACGCCCAGAAGCUGACCAACUUCCUGCAGACGCGCUACCCGGAAGUGUGGGCCAUGUUGAUACGCAAGUACGGUGCCGUCUAAAACAUCCCCCCGCUUUUUUGGGUAGCACCAGGCGCCAACCAUCACCAUUCAACCAUCCCUCAGCACAAUGUUCAACGAAAGGAGUUAUGCAGUUUUUUUUAAAUAGUUAAAGUACGUGUUAUGAAUGAAAUUUAAAGGUUCGAAGUGAAACAGUAACAAGCUAGAGGCAGAAUAAAAUGUGAUACAUCCAUAUCCCCCUUCAAUAAAACUAAUGAUUUCUUGGAAGCUAGAGUUUAAAACCAAAGUAGCAUAAUUUCAUCAUAACCAGUUUCCGCUUUUAUAGUUUCAUCGUGUCAUACGCUACAUGAGAAAAUAAGACAGUAUUGUUAAGAAAAGGAAGAAAUGUAUUUUACCCAAUAACAUUAGGAAUUAUAGAUCAGAUGUAAAAACAACUGUGUGUAUGUUUAUUGUACUCAAUCUGAGUGAAGAGUUUCGAACAAAAAGCAGACAUUACUGAAACGAAUUACAAUAAAAAGAGAUAUGAAAAUUUAA